Molecule: messenger RNA, 972 nt
Organism: Exophiala xenobiotica
Lineage: Eukaryota; Fungi; Ascomycota; Eurotiomycetes; Chaetothyriales; Herpotrichiellaceae
Exons: 1
Coding region: 103-663 (186 amino acids)
Source: RefSeq, a predicted model, not a curated record
CCCAAUGCUUGCCAAACAUUCAGAUUCAACCCUCCCAAUGAGCCUCACCUGAUACAAUGCUAACACUCCCUCUGACUUGUACUUAAAGCCGACGUGAGGCUCAUGGUCCGUCAGAGUCAAACAGCCCGUGGUUUCGCGUGUACACACAUCAUGAGCGGACAACCCGUCAAACCGGCGCCUGCCAACAACAUCGCCUUCACCGCACCCAUCAAUCCUCCCGGUGCAAGCCCCGUCCUCACGUACGCUCAAAUCUGGCAGGGUCUCGAAAAGAAGAUCCGCGCAGGGCAAGACUUUGUUGGUGGCGCCAUCGUCUCAACAGACGUGAUAUCUACCUCGUACACAGAACACGGAAAUCCCAUCACCGUCCGCGAGGUCGUCUUCCGCGAUGGAAAUCGUCGCGUACAAGAAAAAUGCAUCGCCUUUGAGCCUAUGAAGGUCGAGUUCCACCAGCCGAACGGGAGCAAGGUGCAAAACGUGAUCAGCGAGGAUGCGGACGGGAAUCUGUACAUGACAUACACGUUUGAGUGGCUACAUUAUGAGUUGGAGGGCGACGAGGCAGGCCUCAAAGCGGCAAAAGAGAAAGAAUGGAAGACGGCCAAGAUGGCGGUAGAGAAGACGAUCGAGGUCAUGAGAGAGAUGGUCCAGGACGGGAGGAUCAAAUGAGUCGGUCAAACAAUAAAAGGAAAAUCGAAGCACGAGGCCAGCCUGUAAUUGACUGAGGAAGUGCGAAUGCUCGCUGAACGGCGCAGAAGCCGGCGGAAAGAGAUGCUGGAGUCUCACAUUCUUCCAAAGCGAGUAGAUCCUGCUCGACCAAGCCAUUUCAAUACCCUGCCAGUGGCAGAGAAAUUGCCAUUCCAUGUGCGAUCAUUUCCACUCUCGCAUAGCAUUUUUCUCGAUCCUUCCUAGCAAAACUCCGAUUUCUCUGUCUGCUAGGUCCACUUCUUGUCGGGAUAUUCACAUAAGCACUCAGCG